AUGGAAGAACACAAGGAAAAUCAGCUAGAUUAUGAGUCAAAGAAAGUGGAAAUCUUAAGACUGGCCCAGUCAAAGAGGAACAUUAACAGUUUGAACAUGGACCUUGAAAAGGAUAUGCAGAGAAUAGACGAAGCAAAUCAGGAACUUCUCCUCAAAAUCCACGAGAAAGAAGAUGAGAUUCAGAGGCUGGAAAGUGAGGUCACUCAGACCAGAGAUUCGGCAGAAGAUGAGGAGUGGGAGAAGGAAAACUGCACCACACUAGAAAGGGAAAGAGCCUUGCAGGAGCUGGAAGAAGAAACAGAUAGACUUGUAAGCUAGGAGGAAAGGAAGAAUGAGACUCUGGUCCACAGUAUAGACGACCUGCAAAGAAAGCUUACAAGAAAAUCACCUAAAGCAACCAGGUCUGAAAAGGGCAAUCUAGAGGGAACCCCAGAAGAGUCAAAGGCUAAGUUACAGCAGCUGGAAGCUUCCUGUGCUGACCAAGAGAAGAAGCUGACCAAGGUAAUGGAAGACUUUGCAUUUGUGGUCCAGCUCUGUGAAGACCAGGCCCUCUGCAUAAAGAAGUACCAGGAAACUUUGAAGAAAAUAGAAGAAGAAUUAGAGACUCGGUUCCUUGAGAGAGAAGUAUCAAAAGUCUUGAGCAUGAGCUCUGCAAGCAAAAAGUACAACAGCCGAAAUAAUAAGGUAAGCACUCCGCUGACCCUCAGCUUCUCUCAGUGCCAUUGCCUCUCAAAGGAGAUUUUCCGAUACUCCUUUUUCAUCACCCUGUUUUUCAUCAGACUUCUGGGCUACUUGUUUUUCCAUAUAAGUUUUAUAAAUCCAGAUGUACUUAUCAACGUACUGCCCAAGAUACUGAGCAGGGGCAUCUUGUGGAAGCUAAGAAGCUUCCUGUUUCCAUCUCUCACGCUUGAGACAGAGGACAUGCUACCCCACUGA
This is a messenger RNA of Myotis lucifugus (little brown bat), 936 nucleotides long. RefSeq names its product transmembrane and coiled-coil domains 5A (gene TMCO5A). The record is from RefSeq and is a predicted model, not a curated record. Lineage: Eukaryota; Metazoa; Chordata; Mammalia; Chiroptera; Vespertilionidae. The transcript is spliced from 10 exons.